AUGUCGGUUUCGAUAUUCGGCGUCGGCGGACAGAAAACGGCCGUCGCGAAAGGACGCGUAUCGUUGACGCUCGCACCGCGAACCGACGGCCCCGUGAUGUCGGUCUCCGCGCUCGUGCUCCCCCGGCUCACAAUAUACGCCGCCGGUGUCGAGGCCGGCGCUGACACGUGGACUCAUCUUCGGGGUCUGGAGCUGGCGGAUCCCGAAUUCAGCGCGUCCGACUCGGUGGAUAUCCUUCUCGGUGCCGACGUUUACGCGGUAAUAUUGAAGGAAGGACUUCGCAAGGGGGGUAACCGCGAGCCCGUCGCGCAAAACACGACUCUCGGCUGGAUUCUGUCCGGCGCUAUUGGUGAAAGUGCUUCGAGUCACGUCGCGCAAUCCUAUCAGUGCCGUGUCGAGGACGACCUGUCGCAAAUAGUGAGGCAAUUUUGGGAGCAGCAGAAUGUCCCGUCGGCGACUGGACCGCUCUCGAAAGCCGAUCAGGGGUGUGAGGAGCAUUUCGCGCGCACUCACUCGCGUAAACCUGACGGACGCUACGUCGUGCGACUCCCCGUCAUCGAGCUGAUGCCGGAUCUCUACGAUACGCGCCCCGCGGCCGUUCGCGUGAUGAAGGCCAUGGAAGCGAAGUUCGUGCGGGAUGCUCCCUUCCAUGCGCUGUACACGGACUUCAUGCGUCAAUAUGUCGAGCUCGGGCAUAUGACGCCGGUCGAUCCCCCAGCCGAUUCGACAAAAAUGCCCGUCUGUCAUCUGCCUUACCACGGAGUGAUGAAAGAGACCAGCGCGACGACGAAAUUGCGAGUCGUCUUCAAUGGCUCUUCCGCGUUGCCGACGGGAGCGACGCUAAAUAAGUAUCUGCAGACCGGGCCGAACUUGCUGCCGGCGUUGACAGAGAUCUUACUCUGGUGGCGGCGUCACCGGUUCGUUUUCGCGGCGGACAUUGAAAAAAUGUACCGGCAGAUCGAAGUCCACCCGGAGGACAGGGAUCUGCAGCGCAUAGUCUGGCGUGAGAGUCCUAGCGAUGUGUUGCUGGAGUUCCUUUUGAUCAUGCUCACAUACGGCCGGCUUGCUUGUUCUGCGUUCCUGGCGAUUCGCACGCUCCAUCAGCUGGCCAAAGACGAGGGAGUUGAGUUUCCGCUAGGAGCUACCGCCCUUCUACUGGAGACAUACAUGGACGACGUAUUGUCUGGCGCGGACACGAUUUCGAGGGCCAAGGAGAUCAGCUGGACUGAAUCUGCAUGGCGGGCGUCCACCUGGUUGCUGGGAUUGGAUUGGGACUCGCAGCUCCCUGACACCGACGUCCGACGAUGGCUCGAAUUCCAGGCCGAGCUGCCUCUGCUGGAAACGAUCCGAGUGCCCCGAUGGCUGAAGAGCGACCAAGAAGGUGUCAAACGCGAACUUCACGGAUUCGCCGACGCUUCGGAAAAGGCGUACGCAGCGGUGGUCUACCUGCGGACCGAAAGCUCGAGCGGCGAGGUAGUCGUGAGCCUCGUGGCGGCGAAAACCAAGGUCGCCCCUUUGAAGCAGGUCAGUCUUCCACGACUGGAGCUGAACGCUGCCGCCUUACUCGUCCGACUCGCCGAUCACGUUCGGCGGGUCCUCAAGAUCGAAGAGGAUCUGACUCAUCUUUAG
Temnothorax curvispinosus is the source of this 1629-nucleotide messenger RNA. RefSeq lists its product as uncharacterized. The coding region runs from base 1 to 1629 and encodes 542 amino acids. Lineage: Eukaryota; Metazoa; Arthropoda; Insecta; Hymenoptera; Formicidae. The record is from RefSeq and is a predicted model, not a curated record. The transcript is spliced from 2 exons.